AUGGAGGACAUGACAGCAGGAAACCAUUGCACAGUGACUGUGUUCUUCUUAGCUGGGCUCUCAGAGCAGUCAGAACUCCAGCUGCCCCUGUUCCUCUUCUUCACAGGAAUAUAUCUAAUCACUGUGUCUGGGAAUCUGGGCAUGAUUAUACUAAUUGGGCUCAGUUCCAACCUGCACACACCCAUGUACUAUUUCCUCAGCAGUUUGUCCUUCAUUGACUUUGGUCAGUCCACAGUUGUUACCCCUAAAAUGUUGGUGAGCUUUCUGACAGAGAAGAACUUCAUCACCUACCCUGGAUGCAUGACUCAGCUCUAUUUUGUCAUCAUUUUUGGCACUGCAGAGAGCUACACAUUAGCUGCAAUGGCAUAUGACCACUAUGUUGCCAUCUGUAACACCUUGGUUUACAAUAUAGCCAUGUCCUCUCAGAUUUACUGUUCUCUGAUUUCAGGGGUAUACAUUUUUGCUGUGUUCUGUGCAUCAGUAAACAUGGGCUUCAUGUUUAGGAUCCAGUUCUGCAAAUCAGAUGUAAUCAACCACUAUUUCUGUGAUUUCCUUCCCCUCUUGAAACUUGCAUGCUCUAAUACAUAUGUCAGUGAAAUGUUGAUUCUAUUUUUUGGUACACUGAAUAUCUUUGUCCCAAUGCUGACCAUUAUUACUUCCUACAUCUCCAUUAUUUCCAGCAUCCUCCGCAUUCACUCUAGGGAGGGCAGGUCCAAAGCCUUCAGCACCUGCAGUUCCCACAUCUCUGCUGUUGCCAUCUUCUAUGGUUCUGGUGUAUUCGUGUACUUACAGCCAUCACAAGUGAGUUCAAUGGACCAAGGAAAAGUGUCCUCUGUGUUUUACACUACUGUUGUUCCCAUGCUGAACCCCUUGAUCUACAGCCUGAGGAAUAAAGAUGUCAGUGAUGCAUUGAAGAAAAUACUUGAAAGAAAAACAUUCAUGUAA
Mus musculus (house mouse) is the source of this 945-nucleotide messenger RNA. It is a transcript of the gene Or8g32, whose product is annotated as olfactory receptor family 8 subfamily G member 32. The coding region runs from base 1 to 945 and encodes 314 amino acids. NCBI's taxonomy places the organism in Eukaryota, Metazoa, Chordata, Mammalia, Rodentia, Muridae. The transcript has a single exon. Gene Ontology annotation, cellular component: plasma membrane; membrane. The record is from RefSeq and is marked provisional. Gene Ontology annotation, biological process: detection of chemical stimulus involved in sensory perception of smell; signal transduction; G protein-coupled receptor signaling pathway. Gene Ontology annotation, molecular function: G protein-coupled receptor activity; olfactory receptor activity.